CGCCCAAUUCCCGCUUCUGCUCCAGCCUUCGACACCCCGUCCCCACACGUCGCAAGGGCAAAAACGUCAUUUCAGGCCCCUCCCGUUUUUAGGAGACCAUUCCCCGCACGUUGCCACCACAAAGCCGACCUGCGGAAGCGCAAGCUGCCGAGGCGACGGGCCGCACCGGCGAAACCCCAGGCGUCCGGCAGGAGCCACGCGGCGACGAAGACGGGAGGGGUCCUCGCGUCGCCUUGUGUCUCCGAAGUCGUCGUCGGUGCAGCUCGAUCCCGGCAAGUCUGAUCCGGCUCGCGGUCAUGUCGAAGAGGGUCCCUUGCAAGUUCUUCUUGCAUGGAGCUUGCUUCAAAGGAGAUUACUGUGAAUUCUCCCAUGACUGCAAUGAUCGACCAGAUAAUGUUUGCACAUUUUACCAGAAAGGUGCAUGCUCCUAUGGUAACCGUUGCAGAUAUGAACAUGCUGAAGCUCGUCGUAACCACCCCCAACGAUCUACUACUACAGCACAUGCAGCAUCCAGUUCUUCUGAGCUAGUCAGUUCUUCUGGACGCCCUCAUUGCAGAGAAUGCCAAAUAGAUGUACGCAACCAAACACAAAAGAUAUGCAAGCCCACAACAUCACUAUCUUCUUGUCGACCUGCGUGGAGAGUUGAUUGCCAUGAACAUAACACUCCAGAGGAUUUCAACAGCUGUCCAUCUAACCAAACUGCACAAAACCAAACAUCACAAUGUCCUGCUCAUCUGCCAAUCUGCUCUUUUGCUGCUGCUGGUACUUGUCCUUAUGGUAAAGACUGCUCUCAGAUGCAUGGUGAUCUAUGCGCAUUCUGUGAAAAACAGUGCUUGCAUCCCUAUCGUCCUGAUGAAAGUGGAGUGCAUAUCAAGCUAUGCAAGAAAAACAACAAACGUCUUGAGGCCUUGAGAAAAAGUGAAGAAAUAGAAUGUGGUGUGUGCUUGGACCAUGUGCUUUCAAAGCCCAAGGCAGCAGAAAGGAGGUUUGGACUGCUAUCUGAUUGUGACCAUUCCUUCUGCAUCUCAUGCAUUAGGAAUUGGCGUAGCACCUCUCCUACAUCUGGCAUGGAUGUGAACUCUACACUCAGGGCUUGUCCAAUAUGUCGCAAACUGUCGUACUAUGUCGUUCCUAGUGGUAUCUGGUACUCUUCAAAGGAAGAAAAGCAGGAAAUUGUUGAAGGUUACAUGGCCAAGCUCAAGUGUAUUAAUUGUAAGUACUUUGACUUUGGAAAGGGCACUUGCCCCUUUGGGAGCAGAUGUUUUUACAAGCAUGCCUACAGAGAUGGUAGUUUGGAAGAUGUGGAACUACAUCAGCAUGAUGAUGGCAAUAGAAGUACAGCGAUUGCCAAAAAUAUUAGGUUGUCGUACUUGCUCAGCCGGCUGCAUGUUUAGGGAAGGACCGAAUGCAAGAAAAGAAGAAGGCCAGCCAAUUCUGAAUUUUGUUUUCUACUGAACAUUCAAGACAUCCAGUAGGAAGAUGUUCAAAACGAGCCACUUGGAAGCUGCAACUUCUGACCGGUUGGGUAGGUUCAUUGGUGGUUGUGGCCAAAAUAUGGUACAGGUGAUCCUCGAAUGCUAAAAGAUCACUGGUUGGAAACUUCAACCCUUCGUCCCUUAUGCUCAGGCAGCACAGCCUCCCUUCGCUCUUACUACUUUGUUUUUCCUACCCAAUGCAGAAAUUUUGGGUUUGCUGCCGGAAAUCUAAAAAAAAACAGAGGCUGCUCUGUGAACCUGAAGACGAGUGAAAUGAAAAUCUCUUGCUGCGGAGAAGCUCAGGCGCGUGGAAUGAAGUUCAGUUAACCCGUGGGUACUCUUAUGAGCAAUCUUUCGCCGUCUUUGGGUUACCAGCACACCGGUAGAAGUAGAGCAGAACAUUAUCUCAUUUGCUCUCAAUGAGAGGGCAGUGUAAAUACCUCUCCAUGUCUCAGCUUUGUUGAUGGAAAGUUGUUCGGGCCAAGCGGGUCAAGUUGAA
Phragmites australis (common reed) is the source of this 1974-nucleotide messenger RNA. Its product is annotated as E3 ubiquitin-protein ligase makorin-like. The coding region runs from base 297 to 1394 and encodes 365 amino acids. Lineage: Eukaryota; Viridiplantae; Streptophyta; Magnoliopsida; Poales; Poaceae. Gene Ontology annotation, biological process: protein polyubiquitination. Gene Ontology annotation, molecular function: ubiquitin protein ligase activity; metal ion binding. The record is from RefSeq and is a predicted model, not a curated record. The transcript has 7 exons.